AUGAACAACUACGGUGCUGAGGAUGAGUAUUAUGUUAACUUCAACCAAGAUCAGGAGUCGUUGUUGAGAUCUAGGCUUGGUAGUCACAGAUCAGGUAGCACAAAAAGAGCGGGAUCAUUGGUGAGACCUGAAAGAAAUAGGUUUAACAAUCCUGAUAAUCCUCAUUAUUACUAUGUUCAAAAAGCACAAGAACAGAAAGACCAUUUAGACAUUCAGCCAUCAACAACUGGUGUUCUACCGACACCAGGUCUGAGGAGGACAGCUGAAUCUUCAGGAUCUCUAAACUCUUCAGUUAAUCUUCCAUCGUCUAGAAGUAGACGUAAUCUAUCUGAAGUUCAAGAGGAUUUCCCCAUGCGUGAUAUGAGCGGUAAGGGUACCAGAGAUGGUAAUAGUAAUAGCGGUCCGAACGACCUCCAUAACGAAGAUUUGAUGGAAUUAGAGCAUGAAGAUUAUUUAUCCGAGGAAAACCCAGUUUUAAAAGCUCCUAAGCCAGCGGCUCCGGAUUUGAGAAAUAAAAAAUCUAAACCGCUAUCACCAUGGAUGAUCUACUGUUAUGUGGUAACCUUUUGGGCUCCUGCGCCAUUAUUAUCGCUGUUUGGUAUGCCAAAGAAGGAGAGACAAAUGGCAUGGAGAGAAAAAAUGGGACUUUUAUCAGUAAUUUGUUAUGUGGGUGUUUUCGUUGCAUAUCUGACAUUUGGGUUUACUAAGACUGUUUGCAGUAGUAGUAAGCUACGUCUACGUAACAAUUAUGUGGAUCCUGGUUACAUGAUUAUGAAUGGUAAAGCAUUUUCCCUGGAUUCUUCAUCACACCCAGCUGCCGCUGGUAUAGACGCUGGUGCUAAUGUUUUAUACCCACCAAUUAACGGUAGCGGUAAAGAUGCAUCGUUUCUUUUCCAAAAUGUUAAUGGUAAUUGUCACGAUUUAAUCAAACCUAGGGAGAAUUGUACCAUCCCUCAUGAUGACGAUAAUAAUUUGGCCUGGUAUUUCCCCUGUGCACUUUUUUCUCAAGAUGGGAGUACCAAACCUAAUUUUACCAAACCAAGAUAUUAUGACGGCUGGGCGUGUCACACUUCCAAGGCUGCAAGAGAUGCCUAUUAUAGUCUGGAAAGUUCUGCUGAUGUUUAUUUCACCUGGGAUGAUAUAAGAAAUUCUUCGAGAAAUUUGGUGGUUUACAAUGGGCACGUUCUUGAUCUAAACCUAUUGGAUUGGUUAGAAAGAGAUCAAGUUACUUACCCGCCAAUGUUUGACGAUAUGCGUCAUUCGAAUUUGCAAGGUUACGAUUUGUCUAUCAUUCUGGCAACUAGUCAUGAAAAGAAAGUAGCUCGUUGUCUGACUGAAAUCAUUAAAGUGGGUGAAGUAGAUUCAAAGACAGUUGGGUGUCUGGCAUCAGAUGUGGUGCUUUAUUCUUCACUGGUGUUCAUUUUAUCCGUUGUCAUCCUGAAGUUUUUAGUCUCCUGUUAUUUCAGUUGGGUUGUCGCUAGGAAGCAAGGUGCAUAUGCAGUGGAUAACAAGACUAUGAAUAGGCAACUGAAUAACAUUGAAGAUUGGUCCGAAAACUUGUACUCUCAAGGUCCUAUGAAGAAAGUGGCACCUGAAUUAAGACCCGGACAUCGUAAUAACCCCAGUAGACAAUCUAAAUUUGACAUUUUCAAGAAGCGCGGCACCAGAUCUUUUGGUGUUAAUGAAAUCACAAAUGAAAUGGAUAAUGAUGAUGAUUACUUGUUUGCGGAUGGUAGUUACAAAGGUAUGACUACUAUGACCACACAAAAUGCUAACAAGUUGCAAAACGGAAAUCAAUCUAGUAGUGGAAGUGGUGCUUCCAAAUUCCAUGUACGUAACCAAUCUGCCAUGUUUUCAUCCAAUUCUAUGAUGCUCGGUGGACCAAGUGCUGCACCUGUGCCAGUACCUUCCUCGAUCGAAUCCCUAGACACUUCAAUCAUUCAUCCUGAUUGCGUACAACAACCACCUCUGAACCAUAUGCCCUUCGGUUAUCCCUUGAUCCAUACAAUGUGCUUUGUGACAUGUUACUCUGAAGAUGAACAAGGUUUGAGAACAACUUUAGAUUCUCUUUCGACUACAGACUACCCCAAUUCUCAUAAACUGAUCAUGGUGGUCUGUGACGGGUUGAUCAAAGGUUCUGGUAAUGAUCAAACUACACCUGAAAUUGUUCUUGGUAUGAUGGAUAAUUUCGUGGUACCACCAGAGGAUGUUCAACCUCACUCUUAUGUUGCUGUUGCCUCCGGUUCUAAGCGUCACAACAUGGCCAAGAUCUACGCAGGUUUCUACAAAUAUAACGAUGAGACAGUUCCACCGGAGAACCAACAACAGGUACCUAUGAUUACUGUGGUCAAAUGUGGUACACCAGAUGAACAGGGUUCUGCUAAACCUGGUAAUAGAGGUAAGCGUGAUUCUCAAAUCAUUUUGAUGUCUUUCUUACAAAAGAUGACCUUUGAUGACAGAAUGACAGAAUUGGAGUUCCAAUUGUUGAAGAAUAUAUGGCAAAUUACGGGUCUCAUGGCUGAUUAUUAUGAGACUGUUAUCAUGGUGGAUGCUGAUACUAAAGUCUUCCCAGAUUGUUUAACGCAUAUGAUUGCUGAGAUGGUAAAGGAUCCAUUAGUGAUGGGUCUAUGUGGUGAGACAAAGAUUGCCAAUAAGGCCCAAUCAUGGGUCACCAUGAUCCAGGUGUUUGAAUAUUAUAUUUCACAUCAUCAAGCUAAGGCGUUCGAAUCCGUUUUUGGAUCUGUGACCUGUUUGCCAGGUUGUUUUUCCAUCUAUAGAAUCAAAUCUCCAAAGGGACCUGAUGGGUAUUGGGUCCCAAUUUUGGCCAACCCUGAUAUUGUGGAACGUUAUUGUGAUAAUGUCACAGACACUUUGCAUAAGAAAAACUUGUUGUUAUUAGGUGAAGAUAGAUUUUUGUCAUCGUUGAUGUUAAGAACUUUCCCCAAGAGAAAGCAAAUAUUUGUUCCUAAAGCUGCUUGUAAGACAGUGGCUCCUGAUGAAUUCAAAGUUUUGCUUUCUCAACGUCGUCGUUGGAUUAACUCCACGGUGCACAAUCUUUUCGAGUUGGUUUUAAUCAGAGAUCUUUGCGGAACCUUCUGUUUCUCAAUGCAAUUUGUUAUUUUUAUUGAAUUGAUUGGUACUCUAGUUUUGCCUUUAGCCAUUUGUUUUACCAUUUACGUGGUGAUCUUUGCCUGUGUCAGUAAACCCACUCCUAUCAUUACAUUGGUGCUGUUGGCGAUUAUUCUUGGUCUGCCAGCUUUAAUUGUUGUUGUCACGGCAACUAGAUGGUCCUACUUGGGGUGGAUGUUCAUCUAUCUCUUAGCAUUACCAAUUUGGAAUUUCGUUUUACCUUCUUAUGCAUAUUGGAAAUUCGAUGAUUUCUCCUGGGGUGAUACUAGAACCAUUGCAGGUGGUAAUGGGAAAGGUGGUCAUGAUGAAAAUGAAGGUGAAUUUGACCAUUCCAAGAUUAAAAUGAGAACUUGGAGAGAAUUCGAAAGAGAGGAAAGAAUUGCAAGAGCAGAGAAGUAA
Molecule: messenger RNA, 3528 nt
Organism: Zygosaccharomyces rouxii
Lineage: Eukaryota; Fungi; Ascomycota; Saccharomycetes; Saccharomycetales; Saccharomycetaceae
Gene: CHS3
Product: chitin synthase CHS3
Exons: 1
Coding region: 1-3528 (1175 amino acids)
Cellular component (GO): cell periphery; cell septum
Molecular function (GO): chitin synthase activity
Source: RefSeq, a predicted model, not a curated record